UUUCCCAUCGACCACGUGGAAGAGCAACUUUCAGCAGCCUUUCACACUGAAAUCAGCGGCUUUCCAAACCAUUUUUACCGUCCGCUGCGCGACGCUGAUCUGGGUCUGAGAUGUCAGCGGCAGGACAGACCUCCAGGAGCCUGGAGAUCCCGGCUGUCCGGAGGAUCGCUAUCCACGAUGCAGCCCACAUGCCCAAGGAGUACUCCACGACCCCGGGGGGCACUCUUUUCAGCACCACGCCAGGAGGUACUAGAAUCAUCUACGACAGGAAGUUCCUACUGCAGUGUCGGACCUCUCCUCUGACCCGUACGCCUCCCAAACUUCCUGAUAUUCCCGGAGUCACAAGCCCGCUCGACCCAGACUCGUCCAACAAUGAAAACCACCCAGAAGAAUUACCCAGCAACGAGGACGACCACAAUCUGCACACAAAGGAGAACUCGGCAGAAGACGCCCAGUUUGAAAUGGACAUCUAAACAUUAGCAGUAAUAACGAAUGAAAUAAUGCUAACAUUUAUGUAGUUAUGAAAUGGUGUAAAUGACAAUUCCAGUCUUAGUCAGCUUUAUAAUCUGACAUUUGCUAAAAUGUUAAAGCCAAAACAUCAACUGAUAACUAAAACAGUUUUUCACUUUGUUUCAUCAUUUCUAAAAUCUGUGAUAAGUAAUUCCAUAAUUAGUUUUUAAAACUGAUGUGAGUUAUGUUUCUUAAUAAUUUAAAAGGUAUUUAUAUGGACUCCAUUAAUGACCGCUGUAGAUGGCAGUCUAGUUUUGGUAUCUGUAAUAACCCUUUUUGGUCACAUAGGGGCAGCAGACAAAAACGACACAGUUUUCUGUCAAUUUCAAGUCACUUUAUUUGCCAGCAUCACCUCAGUUGUUUAAACACUCAGUGAAUGUGAUGUUACAUGAAUUACAAGGUGUGGUCUUGUUAUUAUAGGACUGUGUUUUAUUGUCACUUGUAUGUUCUUUGCUCCUUAACCUCAAAAAACAUUUUAUAAUCAUGUGAUGCUUUUUUAAUGGAAAAAAAAUGAAACCUCACCCAAGACGGUAAAAUGAAAUAUUUUUGGCUGCAAAAUGUUACAUUAAGUUGAAGCUUUGACAAUUUUUACUGUGAAGGUCAUUAAACGUGGCUGUUUAUGCAUUCUUUAACCAGAACUAAA
This is a messenger RNA of Girardinichthys multiradiatus, 1153 nucleotides long. Its product is annotated as eukaryotic translation initiation factor 4E-binding protein 1-like. Gene Ontology annotation, biological process: negative regulation of translational initiation. Gene Ontology annotation, cellular component: cytoplasm. Lineage: Eukaryota; Metazoa; Chordata; Actinopteri; Cyprinodontiformes; Goodeidae. Gene Ontology annotation, molecular function: eukaryotic initiation factor 4E binding. The transcript has 3 exons. The coding region runs from base 111 to 473 and encodes 120 amino acids. The record is from RefSeq and is a predicted model, not a curated record.